CCCUGCUUCAUAGUUCAGGUUUCAUAGAGCAGGCAGAAGCACUAGAGAAGAGGAAAUAUACAUUUGAAAAACCAUCAGGCUCAGCCUGAAGAAAACAUUGGUUUUCAACGCAACUAUGAAUUAAGAAAACACAAAGGAAAUUUGAAUGCCACUUAAGAAAGGAAGGCCUGGGGAAAAGAAAUACUGAGGGAGACCAUCCAGAAAAUUCAUCAUGGCAGAAGCAUUCCCAGAAGUGACAACAGAAUACACUUAUGAUGAAUAUGCUUUUACCUGCGAUAAAACUGACAUCCAGGAAUUUGAGAAAAUAUUUCUGCCGAUAUUUUACAUUGUUGUGUUUGCUCUUGGCCUCACAGGGAAUCUCAUGGUGGUUUUUGCCAUUUUGAAAGCAGGAAGUAAAAAAAGCAUCACUGACAUUUAUCUUCUGAACUUGGCUGUCUCAGACCUUCUCUUCGUGGUCUCCCUCCCCUUCUGGGCUUCCAAUACAGUGCGGGGAUGGACCCUUGGGAAUAUCCCAUGCACGGCUGUUUCUUCACUGUAUUAUAUCGGUUUCUUUGGGGGAAUGUUUUUUAUCACGGUGAUCAGUAUCGACAGAUACUUAGCUAUUGUCCGGGCAACGUACUCUCUGAAAUCCAGAACCAUGAAGCAGGGCUUUCUGAUAACCUGCGGAGUAUGGGCAACAGCAGUUUUAGUUUCAGUGCCACAUUUUUUGUUUUCCCAGCUGUUAGAAAAUGACUGCAUUCCUGUGUUCCCCCAGGAGCUGGAGAACGUCUGGCCAGUGUUCUGCAAUGUGGAACUGAACACCAUAGGCUUUCUCAUCCCAGUCUGUAUCAUAUGCUAUUGCUACUGUGGGAUCAUCAAAACCCUGCUGUCCUGCAAAAAUCAGAAAAAAACACGAGCCAUAAAACUGACCUUGGUUGUGGUGGUUGUGUUUUUUCUCUUUUGGUCCCCCUACAAUGUGCUGAUUUUUCUUGAGACUUUAAAGCACUAUAAGUUAUUUGUAAACUGCAACCAAAUUAAAUCACUGGACUAUGCAAUGCACCUGACUGAAACCGUUGCUUUCAGUCACUGCUGCCUCAAUCCUCUUAUCUAUGCCUUUGCUGGGGAAAAAUUCAGGAAAUACCUUUACAGUGUUUGCUUAAAGUACUGCCCAUGCCUGUGCUUCUGUGGGCCCUGCAGUCGCUACCAGGUCAGCUCUUCAGCUAGCUAUGCAGAAAGCGCUGUGAACAGCAACAUUACCCUGAACACCAGUGACCAGGAUGGAACUGUCUUCCUUUGAAGUGAGAAUGCCUCCUGUAAAGAAGAAAUUUAUGUAAAUUUAUAUAAAUAGCCUUCUGCAGGGCUACCCAUCACCGAGAGACUGCCAUCACCCAUGGGAAAAGACCUAUGACAGCACUGAACUACUGACAUGCCUCUGGUUAAAGAUUAAAUAUUCUAAAAUAGUGAUUUUUUUUUAAAAAAAAAAAAAAAAAAAACAGUACCAUAUGUCAAGGCUGAACACUGAAUUGAAUCAAGAGAGAGAGAGAGGAUAAGUAGAAGCAAAAGCAGCACCCUCUGCCCAGAACAGAGAUGGAGAAGAAUUUAAGGAUAGGAAAAUUGUUACACAGUUUUGCCAUCAACAUUUUUGUGUGUAUACACCUGCAGUGCAAAUGUUCAUAGACCUUAACUCCUAUUUUAAGGAAAGAGAGGUUUCUUUAAUGAGUGGUAGCUGAUUGUUAGCAAAAGAGAAUACUUUUGUUACUGUAUCUUGAAUUAUAUCUAUAUGGAAGUGAUUUGGGGGUUACUGAUUGCAACAAAUGUUUUACCUGUGCUUUUGUACCUAAUAAAAUCCUACUGUUAAAAAAAAAAAAAAAAAAAAAAAA
This is a messenger RNA of Oxyura jamaicensis (ruddy duck), 1859 nucleotides long. Its product is annotated as CX3C chemokine receptor 1-like. The transcript is spliced from 3 exons. Bases 212 to 1276 code for a protein of 354 amino acids. Gene Ontology annotation, cellular component: membrane. Lineage: Eukaryota; Metazoa; Chordata; Aves; Anseriformes; Anatidae. The record is from RefSeq and is a predicted model, not a curated record. Gene Ontology annotation, molecular function: chemokine receptor activity. Gene Ontology annotation, biological process: immune response; chemotaxis; G protein-coupled receptor signaling pathway.